AUGUCUCUCGCAAAGAACAUCCUUCUCUUCGGAGCCACCGGAACAAUCGGCUCAUUCAUCCUAGAUGCCAUCCUCCCCGUCCGCGACCAAUUUAACCGCGUCGCAAUCUUCACUUCCCCGCAUACAGCGGAAACAAAAGCUGAGCACCUAGAAAGGCUGAAGAGGAAGAAUGUCGAAAUUAUCAUUGGUAACGUAGAGGACGAGGAAGCUAUCAAGGCCGCUUACGAAGGCAUGAACCUGCCAUUGUCCCCAAUAUACCAAUCCCAAUCCGAAUACCGAAUCGACACCAUAAUCUCAGCCCUAGGCCGCAACACUCUCGCCCAACAAAUCCCCCUAAUCCGUCUGGCAGCCGCCAGCCCAAAUGUGAAAUGGUUCCUCCCCUCCGAAUACGGCACAGACAUCAAAUACGGGGCCGCAUCCGCGCACGAGAAGCCGCACCAGCAGAAACUGAAGGUGCGCGCGUUCAUCGAGAAUGAGAUCUCGCGGGAUGAUCUCUCAUACUCGUAUGUUGUUACCGGACCGUUUGCGGAAAUGUAUUUGAAUCUUGUGCCUGGGCUUGAGGAGGCCGGUGGUUGGGACGUUAAGAGUCGGAAGGCGGUUUUGCUUGGGGAGCGGGGGAAUGAGGAGAUUAGUUUGACGACUAUGACGGAUGUCGGAACUCUCGUGAUGAAUACCCUUCUCCAUGCCACGGCUGAAUCGCGUAAUUCUGCUCUAUGCGUGAACUCGUUUACGACGACACCCGCUAAGAUUCUUGCCGAGUUUGAGCGGCAGACGGGGCAGAAGUGGGAGUCUGUUUCGCGGACUUCGUCAGCUCGACUGCGGGAGUUGGAGACACAGGCUUGGGAAGCUGGAAAGCCGGCUGCUACUGUUCUUACAUUGCGACGAAUCUGGACUGAGGGUGGGACUUUGUAUGCGGAGCGGGAUAACAAGGCAAUUGGGGAGCCAAAGGUUAUGGGGUUGGAGGAGGUAGUUGCGAAUGAGAUUGAGCGGGUGUCGAAGCUGUAG
Messenger RNA from Penicillium antarcticum, 1005 nucleotides. RefSeq lists its product as uncharacterized. The record is from RefSeq and is a predicted model, not a curated record. The transcript has 3 exons. Bases 1 to 1005 code for a protein of 334 amino acids. Lineage: Eukaryota; Fungi; Ascomycota; Eurotiomycetes; Eurotiales; Aspergillaceae.